This is a messenger RNA of Moesziomyces antarcticus, 2751 nucleotides long. RefSeq lists its product as uncharacterized. The transcript has a single exon. The coding region runs from base 1 to 2751 and encodes 916 amino acids. Gene Ontology annotation, biological process: DNA-templated transcription. The record is from RefSeq and is a predicted model, not a curated record. Lineage: Eukaryota; Fungi; Basidiomycota; Ustilaginomycetes; Ustilaginales; Ustilaginaceae. Gene Ontology annotation, molecular function: DNA binding; zinc ion binding.
AUGCCCAGCAGCAAUUCAACCAAUUCCACCUCGUCCAAGAAGCGGAGGACGACUCGGAAGACGUGCGCGCCAUGCAAGGCCAAAACCCGCACAUGCUCAGCAUCGCUGCCUUGCCAAGAAUGCGUGGCAGCCGGUGAGGCAACUAGCUGUCACUAUCGAGGUGGACUGCAACUGAACGCCUUGAAGCGUCCCAAUGAUGCACGUGAACCCGGCUCGAGUAGAGGUUUGAAGGCGACUCGCCUCAUCGCUCCUUCUCCAUCGCCGACGCAAUAUCCGACGACUCCUGCGAGCGUUCAAGCCUCUUCGCGGCUACUGCGAGUGCAAGAUCGUUCCGACGAUCCAUGGCCACAAAACGGCGUGACCGGCUUGUCUAGCUCGGAGCCGACACCAGGUGGCUGGGAGGCUCUUCAACAGACCGCCGAACCUGGCCACCUGUCCAGGCCCAGUCCCCUCGACACCCUCGCUCGAAUCGCACAGGAAGCUGCAUCCCAGAAGUUGCGGAGCACCGAAAGCCUGGCACCACAGUCGAGCGAUACGAGCCCUUCCGAAAGAGGCUACGGAUCAACAAACACUUCUCCUGCUUGCCUGCGCACAUCAGACCUAGUCGAGAAAACGGCGAGCGACGAUCCCGGUGCUCGAGAGCAGUCAACUCCUGUCGUUCUUCCCUUCUUUCGAUACUUUGGCAACACGGCAAUAGCUCCGGGGCCGCGGUGCGUCGAGGUAGAGGUGAGAGACGAGCAGACGACUCUGAUGAAUCAUCAUCACGUCUCGAUUUCAGACACGAGCCGGAGCGGACCUCUAGAACCGCUGAGGGAGCACAUGGCUCCAGUGUCGAGAGAAACAGCGACGCAAAAAGCCAGCUCGGAGCCUUGCACGGGUCUCUUCGACGAUACGAAUCCAUCGCUGCCGUCCAGAACCAUCUUGGCACGCCUGAUUCGCGUCUUCUUCCUCACCAUGUCCUGUCAUCUCCCCUUCCUGUCGGAGGAGAGAAUUAUGACCGAGCUAGAGCAAGGCCAGCUCGAACCGCUAGAGGCGAACUGCAUCGCGGCUCUCGCCUGCCGCUUCGGCAGUGGCCUGGGAUCGAACUCGCAGCCGCUGGGAGCUGGGCUAGAGACGGCUGAAGCUAAUUGGCACGCUGCGUCAAAUCGCGAGGCCACUCCGAAUGUGGCUAGGUAUAUAUGGGCAGAGCCCUUCGCGGAAAAGGCCAAGGAGCUGAUCUAUCCGAUGUUUGCACUGCCAUCGCUCAAGGUGUGCCAAGCGUUGGUGAUGAUCACGUGGAUCGAGUGGGGCAGCGACCGCGAUUCGAGCGCGUGGCUUUGGAGUGGUUUGGCCAUCCGGAUGAGCCAAGACAUGGGGCUUUCGUACUGGGACUCGCUCGAAUCGAUCUCGGACGGCGAGACGCGACGAGUGCACCGGCUGACCUUCUGGGCCGUCUACUUUUUGGAUCGCGUCAUCUCGUACGGAGCCGGACGGAGGGUGACGAUCGCGCGAGCCGAUAUCGAGAUUGAUCCCCCCACGAGCGCAGAGUGCCAUGGCUGCCGUCGUGAUCCUGCGAGGAGGGAUGUGAGCCACCCUUGGCCGCAUCUCAUUCGGCUGCUUGGCCAUCGAGGUGACAUUAGCGACCAGCUCAACAGCCGGUCGGCUUCGAAGCCGGCUGAUCGGGUGGGAGGCGGGAAGGAAGCGCUGUACGACUUUUUCCGCUCGCUGCCGAUGGACGUGCGAUUCAACGUGUCGAAUCUGCGCAGCCAUUCGCUCAACGACGCGGCACCGGUGCUGGUGAUGAUGCACUGUCUCUUCCACUCGCUCGUGUGCGUCUUGCAUCGACCAAGCCUGGUGCAGACGAAAGGCGACUGGGCCAAAGGCAGGGAGUUUGCCGAGGCAUUUCGGUCAGACGCAUCGCGCUUUCCGGCGGAGUGUGCGUCGUCGGCGCGCUCGAUCAGCGACAUGCUUUCGUUUUCAGGCCUGGUGGAUGAGCGGACGAUCGUGUGUAACCCAUACAUGGAUCACGCCAUGUUUAUCGGGGCUAUCGCGUUGGUCGACGAGCUGCAGCAAGUGAUGCAGGUGAACGGGCGGCAAAGUCAAGCAGAGGCGGAUGCAAGCGCCACUGGAUGCGUUGCUAGCGACGAACUUAAGGCUCGUUUUGCCGAGGAGACGCUGAGGGAGAAGAUUGUGGUGAUGCGGGAUGCAUUGGAGACGCUAUCGCGGUUCUGGGGGGGGAUCCGAUGGGUGUGCGGAUGGCUGGAGGAACGAAGCCAAGCCGUGCAGCCGCGUGGCGAGGCGGAGGCGAGCGACAGCAAAGCGACGUAUCAAGCGGCUCCGACCAAGGUCAAGGCGGAUAUGAUGCGCUUCCUAGCGCGGCUGCGUGCAGCCCAACGAAAGGCGCCACUGGAGGAUCCUGCCUCGGAUUCGGCGGGUGCUGCCGAGCGCGCAUGUGUUCCGACUGCGAUCGGCUCGCCGCGGAGCAGGCUCGACAGGGUGAUGUUGACGGAUGCAGCUAAGUCGGCCCAAAUCGGCGAGGCAGGCGAUGCAGACGAGGCCGGAGAAGCAUGCGACGCUGGCGAUGCGUUGCGCGCAGCGACGGCACCAGUUGGCGUGGCGCAGUUGGGCGCGAGACAACAGGCUAGUGGCGACGCGUGGGACUCGCUUGAAGCAAUACUGGGCGAGCAGGGGCUGGUGCUUGACGGGAUCUUUGAUUUCGAGACGCCUUGGGACGAGCUGGGCGACAUGAGCGGGAUGCUUCAUUGCGGCUAA